UUGGGAAUGGUGAAAGCGCGGAGGAUGGUUACGCGACCGUGAGGAGACCGACCUGCUAAAAUAUUUACGACGUUUUGAAGGAUCCGAUUUUACUUGGAUACACAGUCGUAGGAACACAGCGCACGAUUGACCAUCAAAACAGAGGAUCCCCUCUGUGUGUUGCCUCUGAGGAUGUGUAGCAGGUUGUUGCUGUAGUGAGGAGGAUCAUUGUUUCAGAACCUGCAGAAAGGCUUGGAAAGUUAAUCGUCAUGUCUCCUGUAAACGUCAUUCCCGGGCCGAGGCCCAGCUGCAGCCUCGUGUGGAUCCUAUGGGUUCUCCAGGGCCUCUUGUCUAUGCAGGCUCAUGCAAAAAUAGUCCUUACUGUACCCGACCAGGUGACUUUGUCAGGCAACACUAAAGCCCAGCAACUGUCUAUUUCCUGGAAUGGAGGCGCUGCCACGACCUUUGACCUGAUCAUUCUUCGAACUGAAUUCAACGAAACUGUCUUCUAUGACACCGUGUCUCCAACAGUGAAUCAGGUGAACGGUCGACACCAGUGGAACUGGACCUCGGCCGAACCGCUGGAGUGUACCUCGCUUUCCGUUCAGAUUCGCUCCAGAUAUGAACAGACAACAAGUGAAUGGAGCAAGACUCAGAUACAUGAAGGAAAGGACAUCCCCGGCACGAAGAGCAAUGGGAUGUACCCCAUCGACAAAGUAGUCCCCGUUGGGGCCAACACCACUUUCUGUUGCAUCGUAGCAGAGCGGAAAGCCUUUCAGAGCAUGCACUACGACAACACACCGAUGAACGUGACGCGACUGAGCAGACGGACUUACGCAGCGACGGCGUUCAAUCAGAGACCAUCCAGGCCGAGCGGAACCAACAUACCUUGUUAUACGAGCCCGCUGGAGCCACUGAACAGCGGGACCGUCGUGUUCGUCGGAUAUGCACCUCUACCAAGUGACCUGGUGUGUGAGACGUAUGACCUGACUUCAGCUGUUUGCAAAUGGAAGGAAGGCCGAGACACUCACUUAACUGGGAAACGGAGAACACGCUACUGGUUAAACUCACGUUCGUGUCCUCAAGACAAACAGGAAUGCGAGUUGCCCCAGUGGGAGGGUAACUGGACCCUGGUGGCUGUGAACCCUCUCGGUCAGCACAGCCUGACGGACUCUGCUGAACUCACACACAGAGUGUGUCCCGUAGCUCCGUCCAAGCUGAGCUCUGUGGUGCAGGCCUGGAAUGCCACUGUGGCGUGGGAGUGGAAGCACCAAAGUUACUCCUCCCUCGCUCUUGUCUGCCAGGUCGAGCUCUCAACCGAAGGGAACAAAACGAAGCGCAUCUACUCGGGCGUGGGUCUGCGGUCUGUUAUCAUACCGGGCCUGUAUCCUGACGAGCAACACAUUGUUCGAGUCCGCUGUGGCUCCCAAAGGAAUUUCUGGAAGUGGGGAAUUUGGAGUGAUCCAAUUGCCUUCAGAACCAACGCUGACGUUCCAGAUGCCCUUGAUGUGUGGAUGUGGAUGAACGGGGACAACACAGCACAGGUGGUUUGGAAGCCUCUGACACCAAGACAAAGUCACGGCCAAAUCACAAAUUAUGAAGUGACUCUGUGGAGCCCUGAAGAAAACCGACAGCACACUGAAAUCUUGCCACCAACGACCCGCACGGUGUCAGUCAACCUCACACAAAUUACUUCCUCCACCGGCGGGGGCAAGGUCAUAGCCACCGUCCUCGCAAAGAACGCCAAAGGAGUCUCUCAACCUGCCAGUGUAACUCUGCAUUUCACAGAUGCAGAUUCUCUUCCUGUGUCCAGGACAGAUUAUACAGACAGAGGCUUCCCUCUAUCCUGGCAGAGCAACACCUCAUGUAGCUUCGUGGUGGAAUGGCAUAAUGCUGCCUGCUUCCACGACUGCCCUGUGGAGUGGAUCAGAGUUGCCGCUGGAAGCACGAAUGCCUCCGUUGAGUCAGCCAACUUCGAGGCAGGUCAGAGGUACAGCUUUUCCCUGUACAGCUGCCCUUCAGAUUUCCCCGAACUGCUGCAGCGCUGGCAGGGCUACAGCCAGGAGCUGGUCCCCUUCAGCUCCGUCCCGCUGUCAGGUACAUCGCAGCAAUCUGACAUUGUGCUCACCUGGGGGGAGAUUCCCACGGUGAACCAAAGAGGCUUCCUCCUGGGCUACAAUGUUUACAUCAGUAAUGGCUUUCAGCUUACCAGUCUCGCCAAUCUGACAGACCUGGAGACGAGGAACUACACAGUGAAGGGCCUCUCUCGGGGCACCUAUAAAUUCACUGUGAAGGCCUACACUUCGGCAGGCGAGGACACGGGCGCCACUGUUUCUGUCACGCUGGCGCCAUACACUGAUUGGCUAAUCCUGGAAAUGUUAGGUUCCUUGGGAAUUGUUUUCUUGUUGCUGGUUGGUGUCACCUUCAUUUGCUACAAGAAAAGGAAAUGGGUCAAAAAGGCGUUCUAUCCAGACAUACCUGAGCCCAAGCUGCCUGGUGAUUGGUCCAGGACACAGGGAACGUUGGAUGUAAAGCCGUCACCUCACAACAUGGUCCACAUCGUGGAAAAGCCUGACUGGGACUCGAGUAAAGAAGCGCUUGUUGCCAUUCCCGAAGAGGAUGAGGAUCACGACGGUCAGGACAUGGGCGAUGAGCCCGUAGACACGGACGAGCCAACGUCGUUGCGAUACUACAACCAGGUCGUAGAUGAGCGGCCCAUCAGGCCGCGGUUUCCUGACUCGACGUCUUCCGCGUCUUCUUUGGACUCGGCACAGACAGAUGUGACAUACACGGGAAUCCAGACCUCAGGGUCGUCCCUGGUCUUCCAGCUGGAUCAGCAGGGCUCCUGUGAGGGCCACCAAGUCCAGGAUGAUCACCCCAUCCGCUCCGGAGGGAGAGGCUACUGGCCUCAAAUGCAGCAAAGUGCAGCCUGUAAUGAAGUAGGUCUGGCUUCGCCGGAGCCUUUACUCGAACCCCAGGCCGCCAUUAGUGGAGGCUAUAAACCUCAGAUCUCCUGGCAUUUGGACUCCCCUGGGGAGGCAGAGGAGCGGGGCAGCCUGGCACCCUCUCUGGGAUCCCCCACCUCGGUGGCCUCCACUCAGUUCCUCCUCCCUGAAGGAGAAGAGCAUGAUGAGGAGAAACGACAGUCAUCAGCGACUACCUGGUUCACCAACCUGCUGUCAUCUACUAAACCAUAAUCGCUCAAACAGCCAAACCAGACGGGGUUCUCAUUAAAUCUUCCAAAUCAAUGCUAUGACUAUGGUCUUAAUCCAUAUGGAAUUAAUGUCCACUUUGACGUAGCUCUACAGCGUUACUCUUGCCUUUUGAUGACAGGUCAAUAAUACUUUUUAAGGUCCAGAGGUAGAUAUUUUUUCUGCCAUGCAACUAUCAGAAGUGAAAUUCUGUAUAUUUAUAUAUCCACUACACAUUUCCUGAUGUGGUCCCUUGAAAACUGGCGGAUCCCCUCACUGCCUUUUAUCCGAUGCUCUUUCAAAACGGCAUAUCCUGAGAUUCUGUUAGCUUUGUGAUGUGAACAACACUGCACCACGGGACACCACACUUAAAAAGAACACCACAAAAGAAUGUCUCUGUCUUCUGUUGGUCCGUCAUUGGGGUCGCCUUGUAUCCUUUGUUACUUUUUGAAACAGCCGUUGAGCCACUGAAAGGACACUUUUGGCUGUUAAAGAAGGAACAGUAUGGUCUUCUCCCAUCCGUACCAAUGUAGCUUCUAUGAUUGCAGACAGGAACUGUGUUUCACGGUUUACCGUCAGAAAGAUGCAACAAUGGAAAAUAAUCUGAUUUCACAGAAAAAGGAGCGGUGCUUUCUUUUAUGGUCUGGAAUUAUGUGGGAAAUACACCCACUGGAUAUACACUGAUAAAAGCUAGAUUGUAACUAAUGUAAUUUAAUGACAGACACUGUCAUGUUACUAUUAAAUGUAUUCAGUUUUGUCUCCAAUAGCCUGUAGAGUUUAUUUUUGUUUAGCCUUUUAUUUUUUUAAAUACAUUUUACAGUCAGGCCAGUGUUUGUUUUAAUGCUAUGUUUCAUCUAAUUGAUGAUUAAUAUUAGAAAUUGUACUCGAAAUGGCAUGGAUGGGUUUGUAAUGCUUCCAAUAAUUUGCGACGUGUCACUUUUCACACACUGCCUUAUUUCCAAAAAUUAGUUUAUCUUUCAGUAAUGCAGCUCAGUGGUGAUCAGAUGUGUUGUACUGGACUUCAUUCUCCACUGGCACUCAGCGUAAUGAACCGAGAAAGUCGGUUGUUAGACUGCAUUAUUCUUGCUGCUCAUCUUUCUGUGUGUUUUUGUGGAUGUGAGAAAUGUGUUUUGUUUUUUUUUGUUUUAAAGAAAUCCCAUUAUAUACACAUUAUUUUUUUUAAUGUCACUAAAUUUCUAUUGUAUUUUUUUUUAUCAUCUAUUAGGGUUUUUCAGAGGGGGCAGAGGGACCAAAGAGAAAGCAUAUAUUGUAAAUGAUUUCUAGAAAGUCAUUUCGAUUUAAGUAUCGGUAAUUUUUAAUCUGAUCGCUUGGAUACUGUGUGUAUGUGUGUGUGUCUGUGUGAGGUUGCACCAUCGGCUCGGCUUCCCAAAAGUCUGGGUAUGCAAAGUGUUUGCUUUGACCUACUAAUCCGGUAAACGGGAUGUUUUAUUUUGAGUUCAGUGUAUUUGCAGAGCCAGGCUCCGGUUUGCCUGUGUGUUAGCCUUUGGUAUGUCAGUUCGUCAGUGCCUCCAGCCAACAAGCUUUAAGUAAAACUACUGUGACAAGAAUGAUGACUUAGAUUUAACUAUGAUAUAUGUUUUCACAAAUGAACUCAUAACAGACAGGCAGUCGGUCCUCUGUAACUACUGAGAAAAAAAAAAGUGUUUUCCCUUUUUGGCCUGCAAAGCUGAUCUGAAAGAAAAAAUACUCUUAACUGUGUGACGAUUGAACCAACUAAUUUCCAUUGUGUGAAAUCAGUAUUGAAACAUGACUGCAGAGAUUGUUUUCAUUUGAAAUAUCCCUUCUUAACAAAGCAGGGCUUCAAAGAAUUUGUGGUAGAUGAUUUGUGUUGAAUGAUCAACAGAACUGCACCUUUUUACCUUUUUUAUGCAAUUAACUGUACAUAAUUGUCCUUUAUCUCAUUUUUCUUUAUGAUUUGCAUUAUGAAACCUUAUGUUGUUUUAAUUUAGGAUAUAUUGGAAUGUUUGUGUCAUACUAAAAUGUUAACUAAUUUUUUUUUUUUUUUGCCAGAGGGAAAAAAAGUCCUACUAAAAUGUAUAGUUGUUUUCAGACACAUUAAUAACUAUGUAAACUGAUUAGAAUUGUGAUAUUACUGUCUUAGUUUAGCCUGCUUUGCAAUAGUGAUGAUUACACAGCAGCGACGCUUGGCCAGAAACAAAAUUAAGGAAAGAAACAGUGCGAUAUGGAAAAUGUUGACAUGCAGGUUUCUUCAUUUCAUUGCUUUAUGUGUUUGUCCACCUACAGUUUCAAUCAUAGCCAGUUUACUCUGUUAAAAAUUUAAGUUUGGUUUAUCCAGAAAGGUAAACAACCAUCUCCCUGUCUGACGGUUUUGUCAAAAUCAAUGCAUGUUAUAUAAAUUAUGAAUAUAGAUGGCUUGUAAACCCUUAAAGUAUGUUUUUGUUACUAUGUGGCUUUAAGACACUAACACUGACUAAUGCUGCGCAUGAUGACAAGACUGAAGAAUUGUACAUCUAAAAAAAGUCCUCCGCCUUUAAAAUUCACAGUAUUUUGCAGAUGGUUUUGCUCUUGAUUGACUUAUUGAAGUGACCUGCCUCCAACUGAAUAAUAAAUGUUAACACUAACAACACAAAGUGAUAUGCUACUUGUUUAAAGGCAAUAAAAGGUAUUUGUCUGAA
Molecule: messenger RNA, 5827 nt
Organism: Salarias fasciatus (jewelled blenny)
Lineage: Eukaryota; Metazoa; Chordata; Actinopteri; Blenniiformes; Blenniidae
Gene: lifra
Product: LIF receptor subunit alpha a
Exons: 18
Coding region: 249-3176 (975 amino acids)
Molecular function (GO): protein binding
Source: RefSeq, a predicted model, not a curated record